This is a messenger RNA of Periophthalmus magnuspinnatus, 1045 nucleotides long. RefSeq names its product regulator of G-protein signaling 5. The record is from RefSeq and is a predicted model, not a curated record. Lineage: Eukaryota; Metazoa; Chordata; Actinopteri; Gobiiformes; Gobiidae. The transcript has 6 exons. Bases 430 to 906 code for a protein of 158 amino acids.
UAAUAACACAUCAAUGGAGCCAUGGGCGCAUAACAGCUGCGUCUCUCAGCGGCGAACCGAGCAGUGGACUGUCGGGUUUACAGGACAGGCUUGGACCGUUUCUAGGACCGAGGUCUCUGGGUCCACGCCAUGUCGUCCGCUCCGUCCUCAAAUCACAGCAAGUCGUCCUCGGUCGUAGAAGAAGCAGGAAGCGGAUCGACGGAGAGGCGCACACCCAAAACACUGGACGAGUCUGCAUGUGCAUGGAGGUUGGUCAUUCAACUCCAGUCACCACACCUGUGCACUAAAGAGAAGAGAUAAUCAGGUCUGAUAGAGCCACCUCAUAUAAUAAGAACUCUCGUUCAGAAGAGUAAACCAGAGACACAACCUCAGCCAACGUGUUACAGAAAUCAACCAUUUUUUUCCUGGCAAUUCUGAAAGAAAACCUCAAUGUGUAAGGGACUUUCCUACCUCCCAUCCACAUGCCUGGAAAAGGCUAAAGGGAUGCGAGUGAAGUUAAGCCAUUUGGCCGAUAAAAAUAAGAGUGUGGAUGGGAAGACUCCACAAGAUCUGGAUUCCCUGCUCAGCAACAAAAACACUCUUCAUGCAUUUCGUUGCUUCCUGAGAUCAGAGUUCAGCGAGGAGAAUCUGGACUUCUGGUUGGCUUGUGAGGAAUACAGGGUUUCCCCCACAAACGUGAAAAAGUCCAAGGCCUGUGGCAUCUACAACCAGUUUAUCAAUCCCGAUGCUCCCCAGGAGGUGAACCUGGAUGCCGAAACCAGGGAGGCGCUGUUCAGUGUGAUGGAGUUUCCCAGCUCUGAUACAUUCAACACAGCCCAACAAAAGAUCUUCAAUCUGAUGGCCAAAGACUCCUUUCCUCGAUUCCUGCGUUCUACCUACAGCUUGGAAACCAUUCGGGCAUAUUAACUACAGAAAUGGUCAUAUUAGAUAUUAUCAUUUAAUCUUAUCAUUGCUGUUCUGAAUCUUUGUAUGUGGAAUAUUAUUUACUGCAGUAUACAGAACUGGAGAUGUAUUAACUUAUUAUGGUUCACCUAGAAUAUAUAUG